UGAUCUUUUUUGCAUGACAGAGAGAGUAGCCCACUGGAUGCUCUUUCUGGGUCUGUACACUAUAUAUAUUUUUGAAACUUCGCCCAAUUUCCAUAUCAAUGGCGAUAAGAACUCUUCUUCGCGCCAGAAUAAGUACUCACCAUUUCCCCCUCACAAUCUUCCAUCACAAUCACAUACCACCUACCAACACCAACAUCUACAGCCAUCAGUUCGCAUCCCUUUUGCACAAAACUAAUUUCACUUCCAGUCCAGACGUCCCACCCUCUAAUUCACACCUAGUAAUAAGUGAACUCUCUCGCAUCCUAAGCGAUUACAGAAAUCCCCACAACGACAUUGAAUCAGCUCUCAAUCCAUUCUCCGACAAGAUUUCGGCUAACAUAGUUGAGCAAGUUCUUAAACGCUGCAAAAAUCUUGGGUUUUCAGCUCACAGAUUCUUCAUUUGGGCAAAUAAAUUAUCGGGGUUUUAUCAUAGUAAAGAAAGCUAUCACAUUCUUGUUGAUAUUUUAGGAAGUAGCAAACAGUUUCCUUUGUUGUGGGACUUUCUUGUUGAGUUAAAAAGGAACAAAUCUUGUGAAUUAGGUCAAGAUAUUUUCUGGCUUGUCUUUAGGUCUUCUAGUAGAGCUAAUUUACCUGUUGAUGCAAUUAGGAGUUUUGAUAAAAUGAUUGAUUUUGGGAUUACACCGAGUGUAGUGGAUGUUGAUCAGCUUUUGCUUGCAUUGUGUAAAAGAAAGCAUAUGAAAGAAGCCAAACAGUUCUUUGAUAGAGUUAAAGAUGGGUACAUGCUGAGUGUGAAAUCUUACAGCAUUAUGAUAAGGGGAUGGGGAGAAAUGGGAGAAGUAGUUGAGGCACAGAAACUGUUUGAUGAAAUGCUUGAGCGAGGUUUUUCAGUUGAUUUGUUAGCUUAUAAUAGCAUUUUGGAGUCAGUGUGCAAGGCAGGAAAAAUGGACGAGGCCUAUAACUUGUUCAUGAAGAUGAGGUCCAUGGGAUUAAGGCCUGAUGCUUUUACGUAUGCUGUUUUUAUUCAUGCUUAUUGUGUAAAGGACGAUAUUCAUGCAGCUUUUAGGGUCCUUGAUCGGAUGAAAAGGUACAAGCUUGUGCCUAAUGUAUUUACGUACAAUGUUAUCAUCAAGAAGCUUUGCAAGAGUGACAAGGUUGAGGAUGCUUACCAACUGAUAGAUGAGAUGAUUGAACGAGGGGUAAAACCUGAUUGUUGGAGUUAUAAUACAAUCCUUGCUUGUCAUUGUGAUCAUAGCGAAGUCAAUUUGGCACUUAGGCUGAUCUCAAGAAUGGAGAAGAACGGUAGCCUGCCAGAUCGUCAUACAUAUAACAUGGUGCUUAAAAUGCUCAUAAAGGUCGGAAGGUUUGAUAGAGUUGAGAAAGUAUGGGAGAGUAUGGAAGGCAGGAAAUUUUAUCCUUCAGUCUCAACAUAUGCUGUUAUGAUACAUGGUCUCUGUCAGAAGAAAGGCAAACUUGAGGAAGCAUGUAGAUAUUUUGAAAUGAUGAUAGAUGAAGGGAUCCCGCCAUAUGGUGAAACCUGUGAAUUAUUGCGGAAUAGACUUAUAGGUUUAGGAUUUGCAGAGCAAAAAGAUAUUCUUGCGGAUAAGAUGGAAAGAAGUACUUCUUGUUUAAUUCAAGAGCUAACAAACAUAAUGAGAGGAAACAAGGCCCGUGCCAGAUUGAGACGUGAAGAAGAAACUCUGAUAGUGAUGAGUAAAAGAGUUCAAUGUGCCGGAGAAGUAGAAUAGCCUCAAUUCCUUUGGUCAAGGUGAUACAUAUUCUUAAUGCCUGUUGUUUGUUUGCCGCUGCAUGCUUGACAUUUCUCUGUUUACUUUUACUGGUAGCAGCUAGUGAUGUUGACUUGGUCGUUCUUGGAGGCUACUUCUCGCGGAGAUGGAAAACUGUAGCCUAAGCAGCAAAACUUUCCUAAUUGAUCUUUGUUAUAGCCAGCUGUAGCAAAAAAGGUGCUGUGAUAAGUUUCUUGAUCCGUAGCCAAAUAAAUGACUCUAUUUGCUUGUAAAGUAUCUAGAUGUGGUGCAGCAGUAAAGCACCAGGUUUGCAAGAAUAUUGACCUCAAGUUGCAUAAAGAGCUUAUUGAGGUUCUAUGAGUGGAUAUGUGGAUUUGGACAACUGGCUUUCUUAGUAAAGGAAUGGCGGACAUGUAGUUAUCACUUGGAAUCCCGGGUUAACAUUGGGCUCUGAUGAAUGUUGUGUUAAGCCACUUAGCUGAAGAGAGAUCACUUUACAAGAAUAAACAAGGGCAGCAAGAUUGUUAGCUACUUAAAUUAGCCUGUCAACCACUGCUCGAGGACACCUUUAAGAGUUUCCUUUAUUGUUAUCAGGGCAUCUUUGAAAUGCUCAAAUGCUAUCCUUCUGUGUUUUUGUUGGAACUAAAGAAGUAAAUGUUGAAUCCGGGGUUUUUUAGGAGAUGCAGAUGCAUAAUUAGUGAAUGUGCUGCUUCUGCUAUCUAUUGUAGUUUCUAGUUUGUGAAGUUACUAGAUCAAAGCUGCUGGUAAUGUGAUUCAGGAGUGUUGUAUCAGUCUAUGAUUGCAGAUGUGAUGGCAAGUUGGUUGCUUGGGAAUUGACCAGGAAGGGAAAUUGCAAAAGGUGUUUACCAGUUCAUAGAACAAUCCUCCAAAUAUUUAGCAGCAUGUUCCUUCGGGCACUUGGAUUUGGUUUUGUUGUUGAAAUGCUGCAGCUAUGGGUGUAUUCGAGUAGAUUGCUAUGGUAGGCUGAUUCAGAUGAGGAGGGAUGUGAGUUUCACAAUUUGAGAAGUUACAGAGAAUGUCUUGCCAACUGAUACAUGCUGUGGUAAAGGAGCUUUCGGAUGAGAUUGCAUCAAAAGAACAUGCAAGAGUUGAUUGCAGUAAACUUUAUUGAGAACGUUCUUUGUGCUGGAGCAUGUUGUAUUCAAUCGCUCUCUGCAUUGAGUCAAAGGAGGGUUCCUUAUCUCAAAAAGAAUAAAAAAGAAACAAGAAAAGAGAAUGAUUUGAAGAAAGUAUAGGUACCCUGCUGCAUGCAAAAGCUGCACUUUCAUUCUUGUUAUAGCACUUCGCUUUAACAGAGCAUUGGAGAAGAAAGCAUUUGAGCUUCUACAAGCUAUACCAGAAUCCUUCUUAUCACUUCAUGUGCGAUUUCAGUCUGACAUGGUAGCUUACAGUCAACGUGAGUACUCCAGUCUUUCUCCUAUAUUGGUAAAUCAUAUAGAAGCUCGGCGGGGGGAUAUAAAACCUUGGAUCUAAUUAAUGGACAUAUUUGGAGAAGCAGUGGGAAGUGCCCUUUUAAACCAAAUGAAACUUGCCUCCUCCUUCAGGAUCUCUUCAUUCCUACAGACAACAACAAUUUAUUUGGCAGCUGGUGAUGGCCUGAAGGAACUUGGCGGAGAGGAGUUAUUAUCCGAACAUAUUACUGGCUACUUAGUACUUACUAUCCAAACAUAUACAUGGAUAAGAUGGUUGCAGCAAUGCGAGCUUUUAAGGGGUUGCGUAAGACACCCUCACACUGUUCUUUAGAAGGAGGGCUUUGGAAGUUAACCUAUCAGGAGCUUAACUGGAAGGAAUUAAUAGAAACCCUGUGGCAGGUUCAUAAAGAUGAUUUCAUAAUGGGUAGAGGUUCUGCUCUAGCAAACUGUUUUUGCGACCUUAAAGUAUGUUGUCUUGUACCUGUUCCUAUGUUGGUUCGUUUCUUUUUCUUUGUACCAGCUAGCUAGUUUAAAAAGAAGAGUUAUAGCCCAUUUCGCCAAGCUGUUAUUUUGAGAAGUAUUUUUUUUUCAAAAGUGCUUUUCUCAA
Molecule: messenger RNA, 3785 nt
Organism: Nicotiana tabacum (common tobacco)
Lineage: Eukaryota; Viridiplantae; Streptophyta; Magnoliopsida; Solanales; Solanaceae
Product: pentatricopeptide repeat-containing protein At1g52640, mitochondrial-like
Biological process (GO): RNA processing; mitochondrion organization
Cellular component (GO): mitochondrion
Molecular function (GO): protein binding; mRNA binding
Source: RefSeq, a predicted model, not a curated record